UUGGAGUAUUGCUGAUAUUUACUAAAGAGGAGGUGUGCCUGCUUGUCAAAACAGUCGCGGAGAUGAGGUCAUCUACAUUUGUCCCGCAUUUUUCAACUGGCAGAAGCAAAGAGUGUACGAAAUAGCACCGCCCACAGACAAACGAACUCGAGUAGAUCUCGGACAUCGAACUCAGGCUUAUAUUCUGUUGCACGAACUCUUCCAUUCUCAAUACGGUGGUGAGUUAUCUAUAUCUGCUUGCUUAGCAAUUUGAAACUGAUGUUUUUAGCGGUUGACGUUAAAGAAACAGUGAAAGGCGAGCUUGGGAGGUCGUUUGCGUGCAGUGGCUAUGGACAAGAGUGCAUCAUGAGAAUCGCUUUGAAGAAUCCGACGGAGGCGAGACGGAACGCGGAUACUUUCGCCCUAUUCGCUACCGCAGCGUACUACGGGAUUGAAAACUGGGAGACAGACCCGAACGAUCUUAACUAGCGCAGCAAUUUCGUGGUUGUUGUUUCUAGUCUACUCAAAAUAUCAGAGCUUGAUAGAGUCUGACGAAAACGAGGAGGGAGAGAGUCCUCGAUCAUUCAUCACUUACUGGAGAGUGUAACGGAUAAGACAUUUAGAGCCUACUUAUUUGUGACGCAAACUCGCGAGUGCAACAAAUUUUCAAUUUUAAUUC
This is a messenger RNA of Mytilinidion resinicola, 658 nucleotides long. RefSeq lists its product as uncharacterized. Gene Ontology annotation, molecular function: metallopeptidase activity. The record is from RefSeq and is a predicted model, not a curated record. The transcript has a single exon. NCBI's taxonomy places the organism in Eukaryota, Fungi, Ascomycota, Dothideomycetes, Mytilinidiales, Mytilinidiaceae. The annotation marks the transcript as partial.